Messenger RNA from Colletotrichum orchidophilum, 2553 nucleotides. RefSeq lists its product as uncharacterized. Lineage: Eukaryota; Fungi; Ascomycota; Sordariomycetes; Glomerellales; Glomerellaceae. The transcript is spliced from 2 exons. Gene Ontology annotation, molecular function: zinc ion binding. The record is from RefSeq and is a predicted model, not a curated record. The coding region runs from base 1 to 2553 and encodes 850 amino acids.
AUGGCGUCCUCUUCAGCAACAUCGCCAGACACUCAGGUCACCCUGAAGAUCAAUUUCGACGGCAUGACACGCCGCCACAAACUCCCACUGCGCGAUAUGGGACCCAGCACUCUCGAAGAUAAGGUGAGGUCUCUGUUGGGCGUCAGCUCUGAUGCCAACGUCACUCUCGAGAGGUACUCCGACUCGGCUGGUUCGUACAUCACCCUCGAUAAGCAAAACAUCUCCGUCUACAAACAACUUUACCGAGCCGCCAAGGCCAAGCAAAAGCUCAAGCUCCGUAUCACUAAGCUGUCCGAGGAAAAGAUAUCCCCCAGGCCAGUGUCAGUGGAGGAUGUGCCGGAGUCCAGCACUCCUCUCGCUGUCAAGGUUGAAGAGGAGCAGAAGACGGAAGACCCCGCGAUGCAACCCCUUGUUGACCUGAGUCACAUCUAUGACGUUGAUAAUGAGGCCAAGAAGGAGCUGCCCACGAGUGACACUGGUCUUGAUUUCGAGGCCUCCAUUCUCGCAUCCCUGCUUAGAAGACACGCAAAGAUCAACGACGAAGAAUCGCCCGCAGCUUCUGCAGAUAUCCCUGUUUCCGAGGGUAUCACUGCUCGAGACCAGUGGUUUGCUAAUGCUGCCGCCACUGAGACUACUCCGUCGCGAGCUUCUUGGGGUCGCUGCCCCGCACUGAUGCACCCAAACACCAACUUUGCGGUGUGCUGCAACAGCUGCGACCAGACAGUCCCCGAGGCUCACUACCACUGCUCCACAUGCGACGAUGGUGAUUUCGAUCUUUGCCAAAACUGCGUCGACCAGGGUAUUACAUGUUACGGCGCUGACCACUGGCUCAUCAAGAGAAUCGUCAAGAAUGGCCAGAUCAUCAACAGCACUACGGAGACGAUUGCGCCCAAAAUCAGGGCCAAGGUCGAGGAGCCAAUCCCAGAGCCUCCCAGGGCGCCCGCCAAUAUCAGUGAGCUUCUCCGUCCAGUCUUCAACACUGCGCUGUACAGCAUGCGCACCUGCAACUGCUGCGUGACGGAGCUCCCGGAGUCAAGCUUCCUUCACUGCGCCGCUUGUGAAGAUUUCGACCUGUGCCACGCAUGCUUCGAGAAGGAUUCGCAUGGCCACAACCCGAAGCACUCCUUCGUCCCCGCCGUCGAGGGCGCCCACGUUCCCAGCCACAUCCAAAUCAAGUUGGCCCCUGGCCGCAACCAAAGCCACAACGCUAUUUGCGAUGGAUGCGACAAGUACAUUGCUGGCGUCCGCCACAAGUGUCUUGACUGUCCUGACUGGGACUACUGCGCUGACUGCAUCGUGAACUCCAAGUUUGUUCACCCUAACCAUCGCUUCGUUCCCAUCUACGAGCCUCUCGAGGAGGUUCGCAGCCGUGCCGUCAGCCGCUCUGUACACUUUGGUAUCUGUUGCGAUGGCCCUCUGUGUGCCCGCACCCACAACGCGCCCGCUUACAUCUCCGGCGUCCGAUACAAGUGCACCGUCUGCCACGACACCGACUUCUGCGCAAACUGUGAGGCUAGCCCUGCUAACACUCACAACAAGACCCACCCCCUUGUCAAGUUCAAGACGCCAGUUCGUCACGUCACUGUUACCACCACUGGCGAGCGGGGAGAUGGACAACGUAUGCAGCAGAUGGGUGACCGCAACCUUCGCCGAACCAGCUCUCGCUCUACCGAGACUACGGCCAACGCUUCCAUCAAUGUGCCCCAGACCGUUGUUGAUGUGAAGCCCUCAGAGCCUGCUGUCAAGGAGGAGGUUGUUGAGGAGAUGUCUGAGCCCGAAAUCAAGCCAAUUGCCAAGGAAAUUUUGGAGGCAGAUGUGAAGGAGGAAGUGGCUGAGGAGAAGGUCGCGCCGAUUGUCGAGAAGCCUCUCACCGAGCAGGACCUCCAAGCUGUGUUUGUUCGCGAUACCGUCGCUGACGGUACUCUCCUGCCGCCCAACCACGUCUUCGAACAAACCUGGGUGCUCCGCAACGACGGCGAUGUUGCGUGGCCUGCUGGGUGCUCAGUCAAGUUUGUCGGCGGUGACUACAUGGGUCACGUUGACUCGAACCACCCCGCCGGUAUCUCCGAGCUUGUUUCUGCCUCUGAGUCCACUGUUUGCUAUGCACCACUCGCGCCUGGUCAGGAGUUCUCUUUCAACGUUCUUCUCCGUACACCUGCCCGCGAGGGCAAGAUCAUUUCCUACUGGCGCCUGACGACCAAGGAUGGUCUGAAGUUUGGUCACCGACUCUGGUGUGAUGUUGGCGUCCAAACCACCCAGCCGAUUGCUGAGGAGCCCAACGAGGAGUCCAAGGAAAUUCCAGCCGAGAUGCAGAGCAGCACCAUGAUCUUCCCCAAACUUGAGAAAGAAUCCCCGGUUUCUAGCAUUCACCAGGAAAUCAUGCCCGAGUCUGUUCGUGCGACCAGCUCUGAGACUGAGGAGUUCGAGGACUGCGGUGAGGAAGAGGAUUGGGAUGCUUCUGAUGAUGGCUUCAUGACUGACGAGGAGUACGACAUCCUUGAUGCUUCUGACGAGGAGUUCCUCGAGGAGCAGCAGCGGAGACUCAGAAAGUGA